Molecule: messenger RNA, 1982 nt
Organism: Cavia porcellus (domestic guinea pig)
Lineage: Eukaryota; Metazoa; Chordata; Mammalia; Rodentia; Caviidae
Gene: Pglyrp4
Product: peptidoglycan recognition protein 4
Exons: 8
Coding region: 345-1367 (340 amino acids)
Biological process (GO): peptidoglycan catabolic process
Molecular function (GO): N-acetylmuramoyl-L-alanine amidase activity; zinc ion binding
Source: RefSeq, a predicted model, not a curated record
AAGGUACACAGGGCUUUCUUUCUUUCUCUGAGAAGCCAGAGCUCAAAUGCUCUCUUCCCAAGAAGAGAGUUCCCCCUUAGUGUGAGGGACAGUAAGGGUUAGAAAAGGAAGACAAAGGAGGAGGAGAAAGAGGAGGAGGAGGAAGAAAGGAGGAGAAACCAGCUGGAGGACGGGCAGAACCUGAAAGCCAAGUCUGAAGAGAAAAGCUGCACUCAACGACAGGCAGGUGGACUGCAUCCUGACCUACUGGGCUGGAACAGCACAGGGUCCACAGUGUCUCUCCAGGGACACUGUCCUCCCAGGAUUGCUGACCACACUACCCUGGUUUGCCGUCCCAGAACCGCAUGAGGAUGCUACUCUGGUGUCUUGUCUUCCCUGCUCUGAGUGUCCAAGUCCUUGGUGUCUUUACAAUAGUCUCUCACAAGGAGUGGGAAGCAGCAGCUCCUGCCUGCAGGUCUCAGAUGACUACAUCAGUGGAUGUACUUGUCACACACCACAUCCCUGGACUGGAAUGCCAAGACCAGACUACCUGCAGUCGGAGGCUUCGGGAACUGCAGUCCUACCAUGUCCAUAACAACAGCAGGUGUGAUGUGGCCUACAACUUCCUGGUCGGGGAUGAUGGCAGAGUGUAUGAAGGUGUCGGCUGGAAUAUCCAAGGCCUGCACAUGCAGGGAUACAACAUCUCCCUGAGCACUGCCUUCUUUGGAACCAAGGAAGGCCAUAGUCCCAGCCCUGCAGCCCUGUCAGCCAUGAAAGGCCUAAUCUCCUAUGCUGUCCUAAAGGGCCAUCUAUCACCCAGGUACACCCAGCCACUUUUUGUAGAAGGUGAAAACUGCCUGGUCCCUCCUCAGAAGACAAUCCUAAAGAAAGCUUGCCCCAGCAUUGUUCCACGGUCAGCUUGGGGGGCCAGGGUGACCCACUGUCGCAAGAUGAUCCUCCCCGCUAAGUAUGUUAUCAUCCUCCACACGGGUGGGAGAACCUGUAGUUCAGCUAAUGAGUGCCGUCUCCUGGUCCAAGAUCUCCAAUCCCUCUUCAUGGACAAACACAAAAAGUGUGAUAUUGGAUACAAUUUCCUUGUGGGCCAGGAUGGUGGUGUUUAUGAAGGGGUUGGCUGGAAUGUUCAAGGCUGCUCCACCCCUGGCUACAGUGAUAUUGCCUUGGGCAUUGUCUUCAUGGGCACCUUCUCAGGCAACCUACCCAAUGCUACUGCACUAGAGGCAGCCCAGGACCUGAUCCAGUGUGCUGUGAUCAAAGGGUAUCUGACCCCCAACUACCUACUGCUGGGCCAUAGAGACGUGGCCAACACGCUGUCCCCUGGACAGGCUUUGUACAACAUCAUCAAGACAUGGCCUCACUUCAAACACUGAAAAUGGCUCAAGCUCCUUUGGAGGCUUCUUUCCUUUCAUUGGGUCUCUGUUCUCACCUCCCAUUUUGCUUCAACACUUGUCUCUGCCUCCUUUGCCAGCCCUACUUUGUUCCAGGUUGUGAUGAUUAUGUCCUUUCCUGCUAGCAUCCUCCACCACCACCAGAUCCCCAUAGUUGGGCAUUUAUAGCCUCCUUUGGUCCACAACCUCUCUUUACCUUCCUGUCCCCUGACCAUGCAUCUGCUCAGCAGGAUGAGACCCAGCGUGGACGCUGUCAUACUUCUCCUUUGAUUUGUACCUGUCUCUGUGCCUAAGUUCCCUCCUCUUGCAGUCUGUCCAGCAGCCUCAGCCUUCACUCAUCACCCACGCCAUGAUACCCACCUCUCAUCUCUGCUCACACAUUAUUGUCUUGUACAGCUUUGUAUGUUUUCCUUAUUUAAAAGGUAUAAGUUUUUAUACAUAUGUCUGUUAUCAUUCCUGAAUUUUAAGUUUCUCCAGGAAACAGCCAAGUUUUAUUUAUUACUAUGUCCUCAGUUCCUGAGGAGUAUUUGAAAUUUACUAGAUUCUUUAGAUGUCUGAUGAAGAAAUGGAAGAAUAAAUAAAUGAGUGGGCCCAGUC